AAGGACAAAAGAGAGUGGCAGAUUUAGAUGGGGGCGGAGAGGACGAAGCUACAAGGUCACUCUCUCGGCGAUCGUCCUUCCCCCUUUUAUCAUCGAUCGGGAAAAGAGGAGCUCAUCUGUAAGAGGAAGGAGCAAUGGCGGCGGCUGCGGCGGAGGUGAGCAACAGGAGUGUGGCCCUGAAGCGGUACGUGACUGGGUUCCCCAGCGAGGACGACAUGGAGCUCGUCACGGCCGCCGUGACCCUCGCCGUGCCGCCCGGGUCGGCGGCGGUGCUGGUCAAGAACCUCUACCUCUCCUGCGACCCCUACAUGCGCCGCCGCAUGACCAAGCACCUGGUGCCCAGCUACAUCCCGGACUUCGUCCUUAGCGAGGCUAUACCUACUUUUGGCGUGAGCAAGGUGGUAGAAUCCGGGCACCCGGAUUUCAAGGCAGGCGAUCUCGUUUGGGGGAUGAUCAAAUGCGAAGAAUACACUUUGGUCACUAAACCGCAGUUAAUUUACAAGAUCAAUCAUCCUGAAUUUCCACUGUCGUACUACACGGGUGUUCUUGGCAUGCCUGGCAUUACUGCAUAUGCUGGAUUUUUCGACGUGUCAAAGCCUAAAAAAGGCGAGUAUGUAUUCGUCUCGGCAGCAUCAGGUGCUGUCGGUCAGCUUGUUGGGCAACUUGCAAAGAUCACAGGCUGCUAUGUGGUUGGCAGUGCAGGUUCUGACGAGAAGGUCAACCUUUUAAAAACCAAGUUCGGAUUUGACGAUGCCUUCAACUACAAAAAGGAACAGGACGUCAAUGCCACACUCAAGAGGUGCUUCCCGGAGGGCAUCGACAUCUACUUCGAGAACGUGGGCGGCGCAAUGCUGGACGCCGUGCUGCUCAACAUGCGGAUGCACGGCCGGGUCACCGUGUGCGGGCUGAUCUCGCAGUACAACCUGGAGCAGCACGAGGGUGUGCACAACCUCUUCUGCGUCCUCACCAAGCGCAUCCGCAUGGAGGGGUUCACCUCACGAGAGUACUUUGGCACUUACCAUAAGAUAGAGGAGGAGAUGGCGGGGUAUCUAAAGGAAGGGAAGAUCACCUGCGUGGAGGAUGUGGCCGAAGGGAUCGAGAAUGUGCCGAAGGCGCUCGUCGGGCUCUUCUAUGGGCGCAAUGUUGGUAAGCAGCUGGUGGCUGUCGCGCGGGAGUGACAUGCCACGGCAGGAUCAAGUGCCGAUAAAUGUUCAGGAAAUUGAAUUCGGAACGGUUACUAGUUUGGUUUGCGGAAACCAGAAUGCCUUGUGUCCAUGUUUAGUGGAAGUUGGAGAAAAUUCAAAGUUUAUGAAUUCAAGAUCACCCUAACCUCUGACAAGGUUCAUAAGAAACAAACAGUAACUUUAACCUCACACUAUCUGUUGUGCAGGUGUAAUGCAUAUUUUGUCCGUUGUAUUCCUAAUUAAA
Messenger RNA from Brachypodium distachyon (stiff brome), 1428 nucleotides. RefSeq names its product 2-alkenal reductase (NADP(+)-dependent). NCBI's taxonomy places the organism in Eukaryota, Viridiplantae, Streptophyta, Magnoliopsida, Poales, Poaceae. The coding region runs from base 135 to 1178 and encodes 347 amino acids. The transcript has 5 exons. The record is from RefSeq and is a predicted model, not a curated record. Gene Ontology annotation, molecular function: 2-alkenal reductase [NAD(P)H] activity.